Messenger RNA from Didymodactylos carnosus, 2055 nucleotides. NCBI's taxonomy places the organism in Eukaryota, Metazoa, Rotifera, Eurotatoria, Philodinida, Philodinidae. The record is from the annotation of a GenBank genome assembly.
AUGGUCGUUCCUAUUUGUCUUCGAUUAGAAAUUGAUGAUGCUUAUUCAGCUGAUUUAACUUCAUUAAAUUAUCUUACAUAUCAAGCUCCAUUUUAUACUCUUGACAUCAGCCCAAUAAACAGUUUAUCAUCAGGAGAAAAAGUUGACUUAUUGACAACAGCUACCACAACAGCUUAUUUAAAAGCAAAUAGUGGACAACGUGAAGCAAGAGAAUUGGUUUUAGAAACAUAUGUGUUUGACGGAUCUCAAUUAUUUCCAAAUCGUCGUCAAGCCGUUUCAGCUACAAUGUCGAAUGCAUUAGAUUUGACUUAUUCCAUACGUCACACUAAAUCGAAAUCUGAAAGUGAAACAACAACAAACAGUGACCUUCCAAAUAACUCUGCAAUGAUUACAGAACAGCAAUCAAUUUCGCCUCCUCAUCAAAAUUCUUUAUUACAAAGUGAAACUGAACCAAAAGUAAUUUCGACCACUAUUGACACACCAGCAACAACACGACCCAUCAACGAUAAAAAAGAACAGGCUAAACAAAAAGCAAAUCGAAAAAUGUCAACAACAACAAAUGAUUCGACACGUUUUGAUAUCAAAACCCAUUUAUCGUCGGCACCUGAACAGCAACAGUUAAAUGCUCAAACGAUUCCGUUUUAUUGUGGAAAUCAUUUAGUUGAUAUAACAAAAGGAAUUAUGCAUUUAUACAAAGAAAAUAAAUCGUGUGCCACCGAUGAUAUAACGUGUAAACGAAGCGAAAUGUUGUGUAUGUUAGCUAUACCAGCUGAUGUUCCAUGUCGUGAACUAAUUUCAUUUAUUUAUCCCGUAUAUGCCAGUAUUGAAUAUCUGCGAAUUAUUCGAGAUCCAACACCAAAUCAAUAUAUGUGCCUAAUCAAACUUAAAUCACAACGAGAGGCUGAUGAGUUUUAUGAUUAUUACAAUAAUCGUCAGUUUAAUUCCAUUGAGAAGGGUGUUUGUCAUUUAGCGUAUGUAGCUAAAGUGGAUAUAACGAGUACAGCUAAAGAAGGUUCCUGUCCAAUACCUGGACUUACUGAACUACCACCUUGUUAUAUAUGUCUCGAAAGAAUGGACGAAAGUUUGUCGGGUGUGUUGACAAUUCUGUGUAACCAUUCAUUUCACGGUGAUUGUCUCAUCAAGUGGGGAGAUAGUUGUUGUCCUGUGUGUCGUUAUGUACAAACACCUGAAGUAACUGAUAGACAAUCUUGUUUUGAAUGUGGAUCACAAGAAGAUUUAUGGAUAUGUUUAAUAUGUGGCCAUGUUGGUUGUAGUCGAUUUAAGCAAGGUCAUGCAUUUGGACAUUUCGAAUUAACUCAACAUACAUACACAAUGGAUUUAAAACGCCAGCAUGUUUGGGAUUAUGUGGGUGAUAAUUACGUACACAGACUGAUACAAAAUAAAGAUGAUGGAAAACUUGUUGAAGUUCGAACGGAAGGAGAAAAUUUAACAAUGGGACACAAUCAAUCGUCUAAAAGUGAUUACUCACAAGAAAAAAUUGAUUCGAUGGAACUUGAAUAUACUUAUUUGUUAACAAGUCAAUUAGAAUCUCAACGUCGAUUUUUUGAAGAAAAAGUUCGUUUCGUUGAAGAUGAUACACAUGAGAAAAUUGAAAAAUUAGAACAAACUAAUAAACAAUUACAUGAUCAUAAUCAACAAUUACAGCUAUCAUUCGAUACGUGUUUGAAAGAGAAACAAGCGCUUGAAAAAAAAUCUCAACAAAAAUUGUUCAAAGUACAAAAAGAUCUAGAUGAAGAAAAAUUAAUGAAUGAACAAUUGAGAUUAAAUCAAACAUAUUUUCAACAAGAAAUUCAAAAAAUGAAGGAACAAUUUGAUGUACAUAUUAAACAGAAAGAUAAGGAAAUGGAUGAAUUAAAAGAACAAUUACGCGACGUUAUGUUUUAUAUUGAUGGUCAACAAAAACUAAAAGAAAUGUCGGAUUUAUCAAAGGAUGAAUUAGAAACUAGUCAAGUUGUGGUGACAAGUCCAUCAGACAAUUCGACUGGUGCAUCAUCAACUUCCAGUAAUAGAACUCAACGUCGAAGAAGAAAAUAA